AUCAAUAUGGAAUAUGGAAAACGAAGAUUCGCAGAACUCCAUCGACAAUGAAACUAAGUAUUUAUUAAAGAUUAUCAAGGAACUUGAGGACAAGAACGCCUUACUUGUCGAAGAACUUGGAUUGUGGAAGCAAAAAUGUAGAUCCCUUGAAGAAAGGCUAACCAACACAAAAAACGAAAAAGCAGGUUCAUCAUCGUACUCCAACCAAGUAAAAAAGGUAAACAUAAACACUACGGCUAAGCAACGUGAAGCCAGCAGUGCCAGCAGUGAGGCGACGGUCGUGACCUCUAGGCAAACUGUCAGUAAUACAGAAAUCCGGUCUGAAGUCUGCAACGAUGAAGUGGCGACUGCUCCGGAACUAGAAGACAUCGCUAGUGAACAACAAAAAGAAGAAUUCGAAGGUCGUUUCGAGUUCCAAAGAAAACAAACGCGUAAACAAAAAUAUAACCAUCAAAAACAAAGAAAGUCCCUGGAAUAUGGUGAAUGUAAUGACGAAGAAUUUAAUCUUGCCGGGGAUAAUAAAGAUAAAAAAAUUUGGCUUUUCCUGUCGAAAGUUAAUGAGACCAUCACAGCAAAUACAAUCAGCGAUUAUAUUGUAAAACACGCAAGUACUACUGCCAAUGAAAUACAGAAAAGAAACCAGACAUUUUUUGUGUCUCAGAGCAUUGGCUGCAGCGAAAUGAUAUAAACUCUGUAGUUUUAGACAAUUAUCUGCCCAUCAGCCAUUCAUCACGAACAGAAUUCCGUGGAGGAGGCACAGCAAUUUUUGUAAACUCAGACCUUACCGUUGAAAGCUUAAGGGCUAACACUGAGUGUAUUGAAAUACACUGUGAGUAUUGCAUUUCACAAUUUACAUUAAAUAAUAAACAUUAUAUUGUGAUUUGUAUAUAUAGGUCACCUACAGGGAAUUUAGAUUUAUUUCUAUCUACGCUUCAUGAAGUUUUAAAUUAUGUUAAAUAAAUAUCUGCUGGUUUGCGGGGAUUUUAAUGUAGAUUUCUUAGUUCAUU
Molecule: messenger RNA, 1007 nt
Organism: Acanthoscelides obtectus
Lineage: Eukaryota; Metazoa; Arthropoda; Insecta; Coleoptera; Chrysomelidae
Source: the annotation of a GenBank genome assembly